CUAAUCUUAGGAAGUUUAUCUUCACUCAAAUGUUUGUUGGUUUCAACAUCAAACCGAUACGUAAACAACUAUAAACUAGUGUGGUUAUAGUUGUUACAUGUCCUAAAUUGAAGAAAAAUUAUAAGUAUAAUUAAAAACGUGAUUUUCCUGACAAGUUAUCUUUUACCAACUAGGCGCACAAAAUAGUAUUAUAAAAGGAUCAUGCCGUCUAUUGUAUGGUAAAUGAAAUCCAACACAACCUUCUCGGCUUUACCCAAAGUAUUGUGUUCCCCUUGAAUCUUCUGUUCCGUUAUUACCAAUGACAAUACACAUCGUUGAGGUUUCACAAGUCACCCCCGCUCCCAACUCAGACUCCGUCCUAAACUCCGCCAACUCGUUAGCAAUCCCAUUGAAUUUCUUUGAUCUACCAUGGCUAGUGUUCCAGCCAGCCAAGCGAGUAUUCUUCUACAGACUUAUCGAGUCGACUCGUGAGCAUUUCCACUCAUUCAUCCUCCCUAAGCUCAAGCUCUCCCUUUCCCUCGUCCUCCGCGACUACCUCCCUCUCUGCGGCCGCAUCACUUGGGAGCUAAACGAGCCCAAACCUAGCAUUGUCGUCUCUCAAAACGACGCCAUUUUGGUUACCAUAGCUGAAACUGACGCUGAUUUCUCUCUUCUUUCCGGUUAUGGACAACGUCCAGCUUCCGAGUUACACACUCUGAUACCCGAAGUACUGGUUUCCGAUGAUUCAGCGACGGUCUUGUCUCUUCAAAUCACGUUGUUCCCAGACCAAGGAUUCUCCAUUGGCGUCGCGGCACACCACGGCGUUUCAGACGGGAAAACGUCAACCAUGUUCAUCAAAGCUUGGGCUCACGUGUGCAAACAACACCUCGAAGAAAACAAUGUCAUCUUCUCUCUACCGGAGACUCUAACUCCGUCUCUUGAUCGGUCGUUGAUCAAAGAUACAACAGGACUCGAUGAACAGAUGCUCAAGAUCGUGAGAUCUCUCAAACAAGGCAAACUCAUCGGGAGCAGAAGCCUGAGUCCUAUUCCUGCAUGGGAACUUGGAGACGACUUCUUUUUCUCCACGCUAGUCCUGUCACGCGGUGACGUCGAAAGACUCCGAGAGCGAGUCAAGACCACGUCAUCACCACCAAGUCAGCUCCACCUGUCGACUUUCGUCAUCGCCUACGCUUACGUGUGGACAUGCCUCGUGAAGGCGCGUGAAGGAAACAUGGAGAGACCCGUGAGUUUCCUCUUCGUUGCGGAUGUCAGAGAGCGACUUGACCCGCCGCUUCCGCCGACUUACUUCGGAAACUGCAUGUUUCCGGCGGGUAGCUACGACAGCAAGACGGCGGGGGAUUUUGCGGGAGAAGGAGGAUUUGUAACAGCGGUGGAGAUACUCAGCGGUUUGGUGAAAGGGUUUAGUUCAAGAAAGAUAGAGACGAUUGCGGAAGAAUACAAGAUGGUAUUUGAUUACGCGGAAGUGUCCUCACAGUUCGGGGCGGUUGCCGGGUCGACCCGGUUGUGUGUGUACGAGUCGGAUUUCGGGUGGGGAAGACCCGUUAAGGUUGAUGCUGUCUCCAUUGAUGGAAACAAAAUCUCCAUGGCAGAGAGACGCGACGAAUCAGGUGGCAUCGAGAUCGGAAUGUGCAUGAAUAAGGCUGAACUUGACAUCGUCCUUGCUUUGUUUAAAAAUGGUUUACAAAACUAAACGUUAAGCUUAAGCUUAUUGUUCUUGUUUCUUGUAAUGCUUUUGAUUACUCAACGUCAGUUUCCUACAUUGUUUUUUCGAUAAAGGUUAAGCUUAGCUCAUUGAGUUGUUCUUGUUUCUUGUUAUGCUUUUGAUUACUCAAACCACAAGUGUUAUUGCAACGUGCUUUAUUUAUGAAAGCUAGCAUUUGAGAAAGAUAAUCAACAGUUUUAAGCAUGUCUCUGACCAUAAAAUAGCAAGCAUUUACAUAUUUAUUCUUUGAGUAUCUGGAUGAAUGAGGUAUUGAAAAUAUUUUACAACCAUGAUCUCCCGACAAUGUUACUGCUAAGACUUAUGCUUUUAAGAGAUUGAGGAACACUUUCAAAUCUUCUUAAUAGUGGGAGUAUUACAAGUGUCAUUGUCAGUAGUGGUACUCUGUGUCAUUGUCAGUAGUGAUACUUUGGGGAGAUCUGGAACCAUUGAUUCUCGCAGAAACCAAAUCGAACGAUCAAAAGGAAGGGUUGGAGAAAGCUAAAGACCAACGUAGUCAUAGAGAUGUCAAUUGAACUGUGCAUAUCCACAUGGGUUCGUCCAGUACAAUCUCAUUAUUUGGACAUCCACAUGGCUUUGUCCAGUACAAUCUCAUUAUUUGGACAUGUAUGGUUUUUUUUUUUUGGUCACAAAUUUCAUUAAUUCAAACUUAAGGCGUUAUAAGAGCAUCAUUAUCCCACAUACUCAUUUAGGGGUUCUUAAUCUUUUUUUAAUAAUUUAUAGUUGGAAAAGUAAGUUUAAGAGACUUAGUUAAGAGAUGGGUAUAUUUGUGUGGUACAUUGCAAGUUUCUUAUUUUCAGGUUCUUAAAAACUUCAAAUUUAUUGAUUAAAUAAAAACAUGAAACCAAAGAUUAGUAAAAUAAACCUAAAACAUUUCAUCAAUUCUUGAUAUUACUUUACUCAUGUGGAACAAUAAAAGAACAUAUAGAGGACAUGCUUGAUCUUCUCAUUGCCUUUACCUCCAAGAAAGUUGCUCUAUGUGUGCGAGUCCAAGAGCUGAAGAACUAUCA
Messenger RNA from Brassica rapa (field mustard), 2730 nucleotides. RefSeq names its product phenolic glucoside malonyltransferase 2-like. Lineage: Eukaryota; Viridiplantae; Streptophyta; Magnoliopsida; Brassicales; Brassicaceae. The record is from RefSeq and is a predicted model, not a curated record.